UAGCCAGUAGCGCAUGUUUGUUUCGGCUAGUAGCCAUGGCUCGGUUCGCUGCCCUACUGCUUUUACCGGUUCUCAUUGAAUCGGUAUUGUCAAUUUCUUUCUUUUUACCGGUAAAUUCAAGGAAAUGUUUACGGGAAGAGAUCCACAAAGACGUGCUAGUCACGGGGGAGUAUGAAAUCAGCGAGCAGUCCAACAUAAAAACCAACCUGAAGGUGAGUUUGAUGCUGCUGGCGUUACGGUACUGGCGGGUAAGCUAACCUAACUAGCUGUUAACAGUGAAUGCCCAAACGCAGUUUACGUGGAAAUGCUAACGUAGCGAGUUAUCCAUAUAAAUUGCUAUCCAUAACAGCUAACUAGCUAAACGUCUUGUUGACAGCUGCUGUUAGCGUCCUAGUUGCCGUUAGUGUCCUAGCUAACGUUAGCGUAGUUGGGCCUGUGACAGAUCCUUCCUGGUUCUUGCGCUUUUAAAUGGUUUUGAUAGAAAUAGCAGAAUUGUACAUUUUCUCAAACGAAGUGUGUAUAGUAUUAAAUACGUAAAGGUAUUUAAACUUGCAGAUCAUGGCUAGUGUGUCGCUAGCUAACUAUUUUGUUAUUUCAAUGUUUAGUUUCAGUUGAGUUGGUGAAAACUCAUUCAGGAUGUUACACGUCAGUCUUAACUCCCCCAUUCACUCUGUGAAACGUGUAGCUACUAGUUAGCUCAUGAGGAUGAUGUCAACAAUGUGGAUGCAAGGUUAUAAUAAGACUUGACAACUCAUACAAAUCAUAAUCAUACAAGUCUAUAAUUUGCCUACAUUGACAAAGUUAGCUGAUUUUGUGUGAGAGAGAGUUUACAUUACACGCCACUGGGUAAACAUUUCCCAUUGCAACUGUCUAACACCAGCUGUCAAUACACGUGUUGUAUUUUCUGCCUUUAUUUACGUUUACAUAAUUUACAGUGAGGGAAAAAAGUAUUUGAUCCCCUGCUGAUUUUGUACGUUUGCCCACUGACAAAGACAUGAUCAGUCUAUAAUUUUAAUGGUAGGUUUAUUUGAACAGUGAGAGACAGAAUAACAACAAAAAAAUCCAGAAAAAUGCAUGUCAAACAUUUUAUAAAUUGAUUUGCAUUUUAAUGAGGGAAAUAAGUAUUUGACCCCUCUGCUAAACAUGACUUAGUACUUGGUGGCAAAACCCUUGUUGGCAAUCACAGAGGUCAGACGUUUCUUGUAGUUGGCCACCAGGUUUGCACACAUCUCAGGAAGGACUUUGUCCCACUCCUCUUUGCAGAUCUUCUCCAAGUCAUUAAGGUUUUGAGGCUGACGUUUGGCAACUCGAACCUUCAGCUCCCUCCACAGAUUUUCUAUGGGAUUAAGGUCUGGAGACUGGCUAGGCCACUCCAGGACCUUAAUGUGCUUCUUCUUGAGCCACUCCUUUGUUGCCUUGGCCGUGUGUUUUGGGUCAUUGUCAUGCUGGAAUACCCAUCCACAACCCAUUUUCAAUGCCCUGGCUGAGGGAAGGAGGUUCUCACCCAAGAUUUGACGGUACAUGGCCCCGUCCAUCAUCCCUUUGAUGCGGUGAAGUUGUCCUGUCCCCUUAGCAGAAAAACACCCCCAAAGCAUAAUGUUUCCACUUCCAUGUUUGACGGUGGGGAUGGUGUUCUUGGGGUCAUAGGCAGCAUUCCUCAUCCUCCAAACACGGCGAGUUGAGUUGAUGCCAAAGAGCUCCAUUUUGGUCUCAUCUGACCACAACACUUUCACCCAGUUCUCCUCUGAAUCAUUCAGAUGUUCAUUGGCAAACUUCAGACGGGCCUGUAUAUGUGCUUUCUUGAGCAGGGGGACCUUGCGUGCGCUGCAGGAUUUCAGUCCUUCACGCCGUAGUGUGUUACCAAUUGUUUUCUUGGUGACUAUGUUCCCAGCUGCCUUGAGAUCAUUGACAAGAUCCUCCCGUGUAGUUCUGGGCUGAUUCCUCACCGUUCUCAUGAUCAUUGCAACUCCACGAGGUGAGAUCUUGCAUGGAGCCCCAGGCCGAGGGAGAUUGACAGUCCUUUUGUGUUUCUUCCAUUUGCGAAUAAUCGCACCAACUGUUGUCACCUUCUCACCAAGCUGCUUGGCGAUGGUCUUGUAGCCCAUUCCAGCCUUGUGUAGGUCUACAAUCUUGUCCCUGACAGCCUUGGAGAACUCUUUGGUCUUGGCCAUGGUGGAGAAUUUGGAAUCUGAUUGAUUGAUUGCUUCUGUGGACAGGUGUCUUUUAUACAGGUAACAAGCUGAGAUUAGGAGCACUCCCUUUAAGAGUGUGCUCCUAAUCUCAGCUCGUUACCUGUAUAAAAGACACCUGGGAGCCAGAAAUCUUUCUGAUUGAGAGGGGGUCAAAUAGUUAUUUCCCUCAUUAAAAUGCAAAUCAAUUUAUAACAUUUCUGACAUGCGUUUAUCUGGAUGUUUUUGUUGUUAUUCUGUCUCUCACUGUUCAAAUAAACCUACCAUUUAAAAUUAUAGACUGAUCAUUUAUUUGUCAGUGGGCAAACUUACAAAAUCAGCAGGGGAUCAAAUACUUUUUUCCCUCACUGUAGCAGAAGAUCUUAUCCAGAGCGACUUACAAAUUGGUGCAUUCAACUAAUGAUAGCCAGUGGGACAACCACCUUAAAAAAAAAAAAAAAAAAACAUUUGUGGGGGAAGAAGGAUUACUUUAUACUAUUCCAGGUAUUCCUUAAAGAGGGAGGGUUUCAAAUGUCUCCGGAAGGUGGUGAGUGACUCCGCUGUCCUGGCGUCGUGGGGGAGCUUGUUCCACCAUUGGGGUGCCAGAGCAGCGAACAGUUUUGAUUGGGCUGAGCGGGAACUGUGCUUCCGUAGAGGUAGGGGGGCUAGCAGGCCAGAGGUGGAUGAACGUAGUGCCCUCGUUUGGGUGUAGGGUCUGAUCAGAGCCUGAAGGUAAGGAGGUGCCGUUCCCCUCACAGCUCCGUAGGCAAGCACCAUGGUCUUGUAGUAGAUGCGAGCCUCAACUGGAAGCCAGUGGAGUGUGCGGAGGAGCGGGGUGACGUGAGAGAACUUGGGAAGGUUGAACACCAGACGGGCUGCGGCAUUCUGGAUAAGUUGUAGGGGUUUAAUGGCACAGGCAGGGAGCCCAGCCAACAGCGAGUUGCAGUAAUCCAGACGGGAGAUGACAAGUGCCUGGAUUAGGAGCCGCUUUCUGUGUAAGGUAGGGUCGUAUGUUGUAGAGCAUGAACCUGCAGGAUCGGGUCACCGCUUUGAUGUUAGUGGAGAAUGACAGGGUGUUGUCCAGGGUCACGCCAAGGUUCUUUGGACUCUGGGAGGAGGACACAAUGGAGUUGUCAACCGUGAUGGCGAGAUCAUGGAGCGGGCAGUCCUUCCCCGGGAGGAAGAGCAGCUCCGUCUUGCUGAGGUUCAGCUUGAGGUGGUGAUCCGACAUCCACACUGAUAUGUCUGCCAGACAUGCAGAGAUGCGAUUCGCCACCUGGUUAUCAGAAGAAGAAGAACAUUAAUUGUGUGUUGUCUACGUAGCAAUGAUAGGAGAGACCAUGUGAGGAUAUGACAGAGCCAAGUGACUUGGUGUAUAGAGAGAAUAGGAGAGGGCCUAGAACUGAGCCCUGGGGGACACCAGUGGUGAGAGCACAUGGUGCGGAGACAGAUUCUCGCCACGCCACCUGGUAGGAGCGACCUGUCAGGUAGGACGCAAUCCAAGAGUGAGCAGCGCCGGAGAUGCCCAACUCAGAGAGGGUGGAGAAGAGGAUCUGAUGGUUCACAGUAUCAAAGGCAGCGGAUACAGUGGGGGAAAAAAAUGUAUUUAGUCAGCCACCAAUUGUGCAAGUUCUCCCACUUAAAAAGAUGAGAGAGGCCUGUAAUUUUCAUCAUAGGUACACGUCAACUACGACAGACAAAUUGAGAGAGAAAAAAUCCAGAAAAUCACAUUGUAGGAUUUUUAAUGAAUUUAUUUGCAAAUUAUGGUGGAAAAUAAGUAUUUGGUCACGUACAAACAAGCAAGAUUUCUGGCUCUCACAGACCUGUAACUUCUUCUUUAAGAGGCUCCUCUGUCCUCCACUCGUUACCUGUAUUAAUGGCACCUGUUUGAACUUGUUAUCAGUAUAAAAGACACCUGUCCACAACCUCAAACAGUCACACUCCAAACUCCACUAUGGCCAAGACCAAAGAGCUGUCAAAGGACACCAGAAACAAAAUUGUAGACCUGCACCAGGCUGGGAAGACUGAAUCUGCAAUAGGUAAGCAGCUUGGUUUGAAGAAAUCAACUGUGGGAGCAAUUAUUAGGAAAUGGAAGACAUACAAGACCACUGAUAAUCUCCCUCGAUCUGGGGCUCCACGCAAGAUCUCACCCCGUGGGGUCAAAAUGAUCACAAGAACAGUGAGCAAAAAUCCCAGAACCACACGGGGGGACCUAGUGAAUGACCUGCAGAGAGCUGGGACCAAAGUAACAAAGCCUACCAUCAGUAACACACUACGCCGCCAGGGACUCAAAUCCUGCAGUGCCAGACGUGUCCCCCUGCUUAAGCAAGUACAUGUCCAGGCCCGUCUGAAGUUUGCUAGAGUGCAUUUGGAUGAUCCAGAAGAUGAUUGGGAGAAUGUCAUAUGGUCAGAUGAAACCAAAAUAGAACUUUUUGGUAAAAACUCAACUCGUCGUGUUUGGAGGACAAAGAAUGCUGAGUUGCAUCCAAAGAACAACAUACCUACUGUGAAGCAUGGGGGUGGAAACAUCAUGCUUUGGGGCUGUUUUUCUGCAAAGGGACCAGGACGACUGAUCUGUGUAAAGGAAAGAAUGAAUGGGGCCAUGUAUCGUGAGAUUUUGAGUGAAAACCUCCUUCCAUCAGCAAGGGCAUUGAAGAUGAAACGUGGCUGGGUCUUUCAGCAUGACAAUGAUCCCAAACACACCGCCCGGGCAACGAAGGAGUGGCUUCGUAAGAAGCAUUUCAAAGGUCCUGGAGUGGCCUAGCCAGUCUCCAGAUCUCAACCCCAUAGAAAAUCUUUGGAGGGAAUUGAAAGUCAGUGUUGUCCAGCGACAGCCCCAAAACAUCACUGCUCUAGAGGAGAUCUGCAUGGAGGAAUGGGCCAAAAUACCAGCAACAUUGUGUGAAAACCUUGUGAAGACUUACAGAAAACGUUUGACCUGUGUCAUUGCCAACAAAGGGUAUAUAACAAAGUAUUGAGAAACUUUUGUUAUUGACCAAAUACUUAUUUUCCACCAUAAUUUGCAAAUAAAUUCAUUAAAAAUCCUACAAUGUGAUUUUCUGGAUUUUUUUUCCUCAUUUUGUCUGUCAUAGUUGACGUGUACCUAUGAUGAAAAUGACAGGCCUCUCUCAUCUUUUUAAGUGGGAGAACUUGCACAAUUGCUGGCUGACUAAAUACUUUUUUCCCCCACUGUAGGUCUAGAAGGAUAAGAGCAGAGGGGAGAGAGUUAGCUUUAGCAGUGCGGAGAGGCUCCUUGACACAGAGAAGAGAAGUCUCAGUUGAAUGACCAUUCUUGAAUCCUGACUGGUUUGGAUCAAGGUGGUCAUUCUGAGAGAGCUAGCAGGAGAGUUGGCUAGAGACGGCACGCUCAAGAGUUUUGGAGAGAAAAUAAAGAAGGGAUACUGGUCUGUAGUUGUUGACAUCGGAGGGAUCGAGUGUAGGUUUUUUGAGGAGGGGUGCAAUUCUCGCUCUCUUGAAGACGGAAGGGACAUAGCCAGCGGUCAAGGAUGAGUUGAUGAGCGAGGUGAGGUAAGGGAGAAGGUCUCCGGAAAUGGUCUGGAGAAGAGAGGAGGGGAUAGGGUCAAGCGGGCAGGUUGUUGUUGUUGUUGUUUAUGUUAUUGUAUUAUCACCUGUGUUUAGAUCACAGACUCGUCGGGACACACCCUCUACUCAAAGGAAGAUGCAACGAAAGGGAAGUUUGCCUUCACAACAGAGGAUUAUGACAUGUUUGAAGUGUGCUUUGAGAGCAAGUCACCCAUGGGUAAGUCAAAGUGCAUAGUAUUUAUUUUGUGGUACUUAAUGAUGGGAAUCCUUAACCUAGAUGUUUGGAAGGAUGUUAACCUUAACCUAGAUGUUUAAACUCCUGAGUGGCGCAGUGGUCUAAGGCACUGCAUCGCAGUGCUAACUGUGCCACUAGAGAUCCUGGUUCGAAUCCAGGCUCUGUCGCAGCCGGCCGCGACCGGGAGACUCAUGGGCGGCGCACAAUUGGCCCAGCGUCGUCCAGGGUAGGGGAGGGAAUGGCCGGCAGGGAUGUAGCUCAGUUGAUAGCGCAUGGCGUUUGCAAUACCAGGGUUGUGGGUUCGAUUCCCACGGGGGGCCAGUAUGAUAAAUAAAAUAAUGUAUGCACUCACUAACUGUAAGUCGCUCUGGAUAAGAGCGUCUGCUAAAUGACUUAAAUGUAAAUGUAAAAUGGAAGGAGCAGGCAUUGUUCAAUGCAAUUUAUAGCCUAACUGCAUUACUCCUCAAGUAGUCAUUUGUUGACAGAUUAGCCUGGGUUUGAGUUAGCUUUCCACUGAUAAGCAUGACACAAAGUACAACAGGUUCUGGAUUUCAGGCUAUAGCUGGCCAGCACAUGCAAGAUUUGGGUCAGGGUUCUGAGAACACUCCUCUGUUUAAACACUUAAUGGAGGCCAGUCAGUCUGCAACCAAUAAGUGAACGAAGCAGCAGGGGAUAAAUUGGGACGGUACAGGUUUAUAGCAGGACCACAUUCACUACCCAAGUGUUGUUAAACGUUGCAGAUAGAAAUGCUAACAGUGUUUGUUCUACAUUAGCAUAUUUCUAUCUGAAUGAAACAAAACAUUGUGACCUGCCAAAUGCACUCCAUGUGACUGGAAGGAGUCCUUCCAACUUGUGUCAUUGCUUGCUGUUAUUGAAUAAGCUGAGUAAAGCCAUCCCAUGCCUUGUAAAUGUAGUAAAUGAUGUGUUUGUUCUGUCACCCAGGAACUGGGAGGAUCCCUGACCAGCUGGUUAAUCUGGACAUGAAACACGGAGUGGAGGCCAAGAACUAUGAAGAGGUGAGUCACUGGUACUGGCGGUACGGGUGGUACGGGUACAGCUGGUGCUGGUACUGCUGCUGGUACUAGUGGUACUGCUGCUGGUGCUAGUGGUACUGCUGCUGGUGCUAGUGGUACUGCUGCUGGUGCUAGUGGUACUGCUGCUGGUACUAGUGGUACUGCUGCUGGUACUAGUGGUACUGCUGCUGGUACUGCUGCUGCUGGUACUAGUGGUACUGCUGCUGGUACUAGUGGUACUGGUGCUAGUGGUACUGCUGCUGGUACUAGUGGUACUGCUGCUGGUACUAGUGGUACUGCUGCUGGUACUAGUGGUACUGCUGCUGGUACUGCUGCUGCUGGUACUAGUGGUACUGCUGCUGGUACUAGUGGUACUGCUGCUGGUACUAGUGGUACUGCUGCUGGUGCAGGUACUGGUACUGCUGCUGGUACUAGUGGUACUGCUGCUGGUGCUAGUGGUACUGCUGCUGGUACUAGUGGUACUGCUGCUGGUACUGCUGCUGGUACUAGUGGUACUGCUGCUGGUACUAGUGGUACUGCUGCUGGUACUAGUGGUACUGCUGCUGGUACUAGUGGUACUGCUGCUGGUACUGCUGCUGGUACUAGUGGUACUGCUGCUGGUACUAGUGGUACUGCUGCUGGUACUAGUGGUACUGCUGCUGGUACUAGUGGUACUGCUGCUGGUACUGCUGCUGGUACUAGUGGUACUGCUGCUGGUACUAGUGGUACUGCUGCUGGUGCUAGUGGUACUGCUGCUGGUACUAGUGGUACUGCUGCUGGUGCUAGUGGUACUGCUGCUGGUGCUAGUGGUACUGCUGCUGGUACUAGUGGUACUGCUGCUGGUACUAGUGGUACUGCUGCUGGUGCUAGUGGUACUGCUGCUGGUACUAGUGGUGCUGCUUCUGCUGGUACUAGUGGUACUGCUGCUGGUGCUAGUGGUACUGCUGCUGGUACUAGUGGUACUGCUGCUGGUACUAGUGGUACUGCUGCUGCUGCUGGUACUAGUGGUACUGCUGCUGGUACUAGUGGUACUGCUGCUGGUGCUAGUGGUACUGCUGCUGGUGCUAGUGGUACUGCUGCUGGUACUAGUGGUACUGCUGCUAGUGGUACUGCUGCUGGUACUAGUGGUACUGCUGCUGGUGCUAGUGGUACUGCUGCUGGUACUAGUGGUGCUGCUUCUGCUGGUACUAGUGGUACUGCUGCUGGUGCUAGUGGUACUGCUGCUGGUACUAGUGGUACUGCUGCUGGUACUAGUGGUACUGCUGCUGGUACUAGUGGUACUGCUGCUGGUGCUAGUGGUACUGCUGCUGGUACUAGUGGUACUGCUGCUGGUACUAGUGGUACUGCUGCUGGUACUAGUGGUACUGCUGCUGGUACUAGUGGUACUGCUGCUGGUACUAGUGGUACUGCUGCUGGUACUAGUGGUACUGCUGCUGGUACUAGUGGUACUGCUGCUGGGGGGGGGUUUAUGUGCACUACGUCAUCACGCACAGCCUUUUAUCCACAAAAAGGCUGUUUGAUGGAAACAUCUCUGUCGGGAAAAUGCGCAUAUUGUUUUUAAUGCAUAUUUUAGAAUAUUCACAUGAAAAUCUGUCUCCAUUUGGAUGGAAACCAAGCUAGUGUGAUGUGAAACGACUAAAACCGGAUGUAAAGUAUGGAGAUGUACAGUAUAGUUUAUAGAUCAUCUUUGAGCAUCAACAACCACCAAAAUAAAAAACUACACAAUCUCAUAUAAAAUUCAUGGCAUGGGGCUCCCAUAGCGAAUGGGCGGCAGGUAGCUUAGUGGUUAAGAGCGUUGUGCCAGUAACCGAAAGGUCGCUGGUUCUAAUCCCCGAGCCGACUAGAUGAAAAAUCUGUCGAUGUGCCCCUUGAGCAAGGCACUUAACCCUAAUUGCUCAUGUAAGUCGUUCUGGAUAAGAGCGUCUGCUAAAUGACUAAAAUGUAAAAAUGUAAAUGAUGACUGAGUCACUCUAGUAUUAGAACACGGUCUACAGAAAGUAUACAAACCAAUUGACUUAUUCCACAUUUUGUUGUUACAACCUGAAUUCAAAAUGUAUUAAAUAUAUAUUUUUCUCAUCCAUCUACACAAAAUACCCCGUAAUGGCAAAGUGAAAACAUGUUUACAUUUUUUUUUUUGUGUGCAAAUGUAUUGAACAUAAAAUACAGAAAUACCUAAAUUAACAUCAGCAUUCACACCCCUGAGUCAAUGCAUGUUAGAAUCACCUUUGGCAGCGAUUACGGCUGUGAGUCUUUCUGGGUAAGUCUCUAAGAGCUUUGCACACCUGGAUUGUACAAUAUUUGCACAUUAUGCUUUUUAAAAUUCUUCAAGCUCUGUCAAGUUGGUUGUUGAUCAUUGCUAGACAGCCAUUUUCAAGUCUUGCCAUAUAGUUUCAAGUAGAUUUAAGUCAAAACUGUAACUCGGCCACCAGGGCCUAAAAUUAACACUGGCCACCUGCCAAAUGCGGGUAGGUUUUGACAUUGGCGGCCAAGUAAGAUGUCAAAGAUUUUUUUCAUACUGGCCCCCCGUGGGAAUCGAACCCACAACCCUGGCGUUGCAAGCGCCAUGCUCUACCAACUGAGCUACACAGGCCCUGUGAUAUUUUGGUUAAAAGACUCAGGUCACAAAAAAUGAAAUUAAACCAUAUACCACAUUACUUCUUACUAGUAAUGCAUUUGUUUUUAGAAACAUUACAAAGCAAGCUCAUCUGUUUUUUUGUGUUUUGAUGGUGUAAUGUUAGUGUGCAAAAAGUAUUUUGUCUGGUACAAAAUCUGAGUGGCUGGUAGAGUUUUUAAAUCUACUUCCCACAGUGGCUGGAGGACAAAAAAGUUAAUUUUAUGCCCUGUCGGCCACUGAGGAACAUUCACUGUCUUCUUGGUAAGCAACUCCAGUGUAGAUUUGGCCUUGUGUUUUAGGUUAUUGACCUGCUGAAAGUUGAAUGUGUCUCCCAGUGUCUGUUGGAAAGCAGACUGAGCCAAGUUUUCCUCUAGGACUUUUCCUGUGCUUAGCUCUAUUGCGUUUAUUUUUAUCCUAAAAAACUCCCUAGUCCUUGUCAAUGACAAGCAUACCCAUAACAUGAUGCAGCCACAGUGAUGUGUUGGAUUUGCCCCAAACAUAACGCUUUGUAUUCAGGACAUAAAGGUAAUUUCUUUGCCACAUUUUUUGCAGUAUUACUUUAGUGCCUUAUUGCAAACAGGAUGCAUGUUUUGGAAUAUCUUUAUUCUGUACAGGCUUCCUUCUUUUCACUCUGUCAUUUAGGUUAGUAUUGUGGAGUAACUACAAUGUUGUUGAUCCAUCCUCAGUUUUCUCCUAUCACAGCCAUUAAACUCUGUAACUGUUUUAAAGUGAGCGGUUUCCUUCCUCUCCGGCAACUGAAUUAGGAAGGACGCCUGUAUCUUUGUAGUAACUGGGUGUAUUGAUACACCAUCCAAAGUGUAAUUAAUAACUUCACCAUGCUCAAAGGGAUAUUCAAUGUCUGUUUUUUUUUGUUUUUUUCAUCUUUGCGAGACAUUGAAAAACCUCCCUGGUCUUUGUGGUUGAAUCUGUGUUUGAAAUCCACUGCUCGACUGAGUCCUUCAAAAAAUCAUGUUAAACACUAUUAUUACACAUUCUUACUCCUGAACUUAUUUAGGCUUGCCAUAACAAAGGGGUUGAAUACUUAUUGACACUCAAGACAUUUCAUCUUUGUAUAUAUUUUUUUUUUCAUUUGUAAAAAUGUCAAAAGACAUAACUACACUUUGACGUUAUGGGGUAUUGUGUGUAGACCAGUGACACAAUCCAUUUUUAAAUUCAGGCUGUAGAAUAACUAAAUGUGGAAAAGUCAAGGUGUGUGUGAACACUUUCUGAAGGCACUACGGUAAACACUGCACACACUGUUCUGCUGACUUGUAUUGUGAAUUGCUAACCCACUCUACCCACACACCCCACGCACACUGAUUGAGCCCGAGGCUAGGCCAGCUACUGCUGUCUGUGUUCAUGUGGGCAAGCCUGUGUGGGUGAAUACUGUACAGUACAUUCGUACUUAGCUACGGAACGUCACUGUGUGGUGUAGACUAGAACGUAGUUGGCAAGGAAACUAGGAAGUGCAAGUUGGCUAGAAUCCCUGUCUUGUCUGUAGCCAACGCAAUGUCUUGCUACUGUGACGUCUGGUCUGUCUGGUCUGUCUGGUCUGUCUGGUCUGUCUGGUCUGUCUGGUCGUCUGGUCUGUCUGGUCUGUCUGGUCUGUCUGGUCUGUCUGGUCUGGUCUGUCUGGUCUGUCUGGUCUGUCUGGUCUGUCUGGUCUGUCUGGUCAUCUGGUCUGUCUGGUCUGGUCUGUCUGGUCAUCUGGUCUGUCUGGUCUGUCUGGUCAUCUGGUCUGUCUGGUCUGUCUGGUCUGGUCUGGUCUGUCUGGUCAUCUGGUCAUCUGGUCUGUCUGGUCAUCUGGUCUGUCUGGUCAUCUGGUCUGUCUGGUCUGUCUGGUCUGUCUGGUCUGUCUGGUCUGUCUGGUCUGUCUGUCUGGUCUGUCUGUUCAUCUGGUCUGCCUGGUCUGUCUGGUCUGUCUGGUCUGUCUGGUCUGUCUGGUCAUCUGGUCUGUCUGGUCAUCUGGUCUGUCUGGUCUGUCUGGUCUGUCUGGUCAUCUGGUCUGUCUGGUCAUCUGGUCUGUCUGGUCUGUCUGGUCUGUCUGGUCUGCCUGGUCAUCUGGUCUGUCUGGUCAUCUGGUCAUCUGGUCUGUCUGGUCAUCUGGUCAUCUGGUCUGUCUGGUCAUCUUGAUUUCACUUGUUCUCUUCGUUCUUAUGCCUUGAUCAGACCGACAGUGUCAUUGCGUUUUGGUACACCAGAAGUACAUUCAUUUCCAAUGGAACACUACGUUUGCCUUGCAGCAUUGCGUUGCAGAGGCAGUUGCAACGUAUGCAUCAAACUGUAUGCAUCAAACUGUAUGCAUCAAACUGUAUGCUUAGAUUUGAUAAAUAGUAGCAAAAGGUGAAUAUUGAACUUUUGUUGCACACAUAUCCACAAAAUAUGUUGGAUUACAUAAUGAAAAGAGUUUGACUGCAUAAUUUGUUACGCAGCAUUGAUGCAAUUACGCUGUCGGUCUGAUCAAGGCAUUACAUAUUUAUUUCAGAUACAAAGUUAUUAAUUUGAUUUACUUGGUUGAGAAAUGUGAUUUUUCCAGUUGUUCUGACAUUAUCCGCCAUUCGUAUAUAUUUGAAACGGCCCUAUCCCCUAGUCAAAAUCCUGAUGAUUUUUCAAUACAGUCCUGAUUCAAUCCCUUUUAGAUGUGGUUUAGCUGUAGCUUGGGGAAGAGACAUUCUGAGAGAGGGGAGCGGUAAAGCGUUGCGCCACCAGACAGAUUGCACUGUGUGUUCCUGUUGGAACUAUUGGACAAUAACUGCCACUGCUACAGCUCAAGAGUGACACCUACUGGACAAACUGGGACACAGCACAACAGUCCAAGCUUCUAUCUAGAAUGACCUUAUUUAUAAAUGUUCAUCCCUUUCCUGCUGCACUAUCCAACAAACAACUUGAGGAUCCUAAAUCCAAUCCAAUAAACACCAACCAGCAAGGGAUGAAUUGUGGGGUCGCGUUGUUUUUUGAUUGGCAGCUCUCUCGUCCACUCAGAUCGCCAAGGUGGAGAAGCUGAAGCCCCUGGAGGUGGAGCUAAGGCGACUGGAGGACCUAUCAGAGUCCAUCGUCAAUGACUUUGCCUACAUGAAGAAGAGGGAGGAGGAGAUGAGAGACACCAACGGUAAGAAGAACACAGUACUGAUAGUAGCAUUGCCAUUUACUAGUCUGAGAUGGACCUGUGUGUGUGUGUGUGUGUGUUGAUUAUAAUAAUAAUAAUAUGCCAUUUUAGCAGACGCUUUUAUCCAAAGUGACUUACAGUCAUGUGUGCAUAUAUUUUUACGUAUGGGUGGUCCCGGGGAUCGAACCCACUACCCUGGCGUUACAAGCGCCAUGCUCUACCAAUUGAGCUACAGAGGACCACAAUUUGAUUAAUAUGGUUGAUUAAAAUAUUUACAUUUACGUCAUUUAGCAGACGCUCUUAUCCAGAGCGACUUACAAAUUGGUGCAUUCACCUUAUAACCAGUGGGAUAACCACUUUACAAUAUGUUUUUUUUUAAAUAUAUAUAUAUUUUUUUAUCUUCUUUCUGUCGCACCCAAACCUCCUACCUCACUCCCAUCACCCCAAACCAAAGGAAAAUAAUUUGACAUAUUCAUGUGAGCUGGUCCUUUCUAGAGACUAGUGAUUUUCAAUCACAUUGAUGAUUAGCUUUAGAUCCUAGGCUAAUCUUGCUAGCUUGACAUGGCAUUGAGAACUCUACUGUGAUUAUAGAAGGCAAAUCCACAAAAUUCCAUCAGACCUAAAUGCUCAGAACAAUCAGAUAAUGGUCAACUGGCAGUGUGUGUGUGUGUGUGUGUGUGUGUGAACUUCUCAAUCCGUCUAUUUGAGAAAUCUUCCAUUGACAUCAAUACAUGUUUUAUGCAGGAUUUCAAGGUAUACAUGUGAUUGUUCCUAAUGCAUAGUCUUAGCUCAUCGUCAACACGUAUUUUUACAUUACAUUACUCAUUCUCAUCAAUAUUCUAUAUUUCUAACUACGUUCUCCUUCUUCCAGAGUCCACCAACACACGCGUCCUGUACUUCAGCAUUUUCUCUAUGUGCUGUCUGAUUGGCCUGGCCACCUGGCAGGUCUUCUACCUACGACGCUUCUUCAAGGCAAAGAAGCUCAUCGAGUAGAGAGGCACCACCACUCCGCCCAGGGGGGGAGCAGCCAAUGCUACCCGACCAACCUCCACCCUCCUCGGACUGGCUUCAGCAAAACGGCACCCUGUUCCCUGUAUAGC
Molecule: messenger RNA, 13779 nt
Organism: Coregonus sp. 'balchen'
Lineage: Eukaryota; Metazoa; Chordata; Actinopteri; Salmoniformes; Salmonidae
Source: the annotation of a GenBank genome assembly